AUGGCGGACGACCACUCCCUCUCUGCUGGGCAGGAAGGGUUGUCGUCGCCAUGCAACGUGUAUCGGAUUAAGCACAACCCGUCAUGGAUAAAGUUCGGCAUGCAUCCUGAAAUUCUAACAGACACCAAUGCUCGGUCGAGUCGACUGACGUCGCGCUGUGCAUUGUCACGCGGUGCGUCCAGGGAGAGCUCUGCCGUGCCCUCUGCAAACACACCGUUUCUGUCUACCGCAUUGGCACGACAGUCUGCGUCGAGUAGCAGCCUGGCUGCAAUUGGAGCCCGAGCAGCUUUGCGACACGAGCAACAUCAACAAGCGCGUGCAACUUCGAGAUCAACGGACUCGCAACCACCUGCUUUCCACGCUAGCGCUGUUCACCGAGAUUCCCACUCAUCGGUUUCAGUCAGUGGAUUUGCGACUCCGCGCGUCCGUGGCGACAGUGACACAGAGGCAUGCGCUCCAGAAAGCGCUUCAUUGGAGAGGUCCGAAUCGAUGUGUGGGGGAUCAGCUACCGGCUCGACACCGGUGACCACGGCCUUUAAGGGCAAGGGCAGCUUUUGCGAUCACGAGAGCGAGAUGUCUUGCUUUCCGGACGACACACAUAGCUCUGUUUUCACAAACUCUUCAUGCAAAGCGGGGGCGGCUCGCGUUCCUUCGCUUCAGCCAUCGGUCUUUUCUUUUCCGACGGCCUCGUCGUCUCGCGCGAAGAACUCACAUCUCAUCGGCUCUGCAGCUCUUGUCGGGGUAGCUGGACCGCUGGACAACUUGUACGUUCCACUGCGUCGACCCGCCCCACGAGGCUGCGUGGCAACACGCCAGCACUUUUUCCUAUUCGAGGGCACAAAUUGCAAGCGAUCGCCUGGAAUGUCAGCGAUAGAGACUCGGGCAGCCCCAGGUGUUCAUAGGGAGGUGCAUAUCAGUCGCCGCGGCUUUGUCGGUGGUGCGCCUGAGACAGACACCUACAGGACUACCAACAGCGCCUAUGGUCGCGGGUGCUGA
Molecule: messenger RNA, 996 nt
Organism: Leishmania braziliensis MHOM/BR/75/M2904
Lineage: Eukaryota; Euglenozoa; Kinetoplastea; Trypanosomatida; Trypanosomatidae
Exons: 1
Coding region: 1-996 (331 amino acids)
Source: RefSeq, a predicted model, not a curated record